AUGACUGACACUGAUCGCAGAGCCAAAUUCUCCUACCUUCUCCAGACCCCCCUCACAAUGCGCCUCCUCCACCAAGCCCUCACGGUGUUCCUCGCCGCCCUCCUCCUCGAUACCGCCGCCGCCGCCGACUGUCGCCCUGGCGCCACCCGCCCCGACCGCUUCGACUGCCACGCCUACCACCGAUGCGACGCGGGAGAGUUUGUACGGCUGCACUGCGCCCCGGGCCAGGCGUACAGCGUGUACACCGGCACCUGUGAGCCGGAGUGGCGGUCGCCGGGGUGUCAUCAGGGGGUGACCCAGGAGAUUCACUGA
Molecule: messenger RNA, 312 nt
Organism: Aspergillus aculeatinus CBS 121060
Lineage: Eukaryota; Fungi; Ascomycota; Eurotiomycetes; Eurotiales; Aspergillaceae
Product: chitin binding peritrophin-A domain-containing protein
Exons: 1
Coding region: 1-312 (103 amino acids)
Cellular component (GO): extracellular region
Molecular function (GO): chitin binding
Source: RefSeq, a predicted model, not a curated record